This is a messenger RNA of Copidosoma floridanum, 598 nucleotides long. RefSeq names its product U11/U12 small nuclear ribonucleoprotein 25 kDa protein. The record is from RefSeq and is a predicted model, not a curated record. Gene Ontology annotation, cellular component: U12-type spliceosomal complex. Gene Ontology annotation, biological process: mRNA splicing, via spliceosome. Lineage: Eukaryota; Metazoa; Arthropoda; Insecta; Hymenoptera; Encyrtidae.
UAGGUAGUGAGUCCGUGUGUAGCAGUCGCAGUCUCAGUCUCAGAAGUUGGUUAUUAGCGGAGCCGUUUUCCUUGCUGUAAUGGCAGAGGACGAGGACGCGCGUCCGGUACCCGAAGACAAUAAUGAACUUCAUACUGAAGAAAAAGAAGAACAGUACCAGGAACAAGCAACCAUCGAACACAACGAGCUAGUAAAACUAACCAAGGAAGCUAUCAGAAACAUCAUAGAGAGUGACCCGCUUCUGAGGGUUUUGCCCAUUGAUCCAACGGUCGAAGAAAUUAAAGCGCAAUGUGCUGUUGCCCAAGGACAGGCUAUCGUUGUGUAUUUAGAUCGAAAUGUGCUGCCGAGAUUGUCGAUUGUGGUACCGCCCAAAAAGACUACUGUAUUGGAUUUGAAAAAUGCAAUAAAAAGACACACAAGCUUAGCACUAAAAAGAGAAAAAGUCAACAAAAAAAUCAGCUGGAAGCACGUUUGGAAAAAAUACGAUCUCUGCUAUGACGACAUUGUAUUGGACAAUGAUCACGAGGAGAUGGAAAAUUAUGGCAUUUGUAAUAAAUCAACCUUAAGGUAUAAGAAGAAAAGAAAACAAAAAAAUUAG